AUCCAGAAGAUCAUGUUAGAUAUGUUGCAAAACAGCGUGUCUCAAAUGAGGAAACUUAUAAUGAAAGAAUGGCAGAUUUCAAAGAUUGGUAUAAUGAAGAAGUAUAUACUAGCCUUGAAAAUUUAUAUAAGUUGUAUUUCAAAUUAGCUAGUCAGGAAAAAGUUGUAGAAAAAAGAUCCAAAGAAGAAGUAGAUAAUAUUCUUCAAAGAAUUCACAGUUUAGAAAUUUAA
Messenger RNA from Racocetra persica, 230 nucleotides. Lineage: Eukaryota; Fungi; Glomeromycota; Glomeromycetes; Diversisporales; Gigasporaceae. The record is from the annotation of a GenBank genome assembly.